Messenger RNA from Sinocyclocheilus rhinocerous, 246 nucleotides. Its product is annotated as AN1-type zinc finger protein 5-like. The transcript has 2 exons. The record is from RefSeq and is a predicted model, not a curated record. NCBI's taxonomy places the organism in Eukaryota, Metazoa, Chordata, Actinopteri, Cypriniformes, Cyprinidae. The annotation marks the transcript as partial.
CCCUCAGCAGAGGCCGCCGCCAUACAGAGACUAGAAGCCAGCAUAAACAAAGCAGAGCCUUCACCUGCACCCAGCACAGAUACCAUGAGAGAAAGUAUUCCUUCCACCUCCUUACCAGUCACACAACAGAUGACAGAAAUGAGCAUUUCUAGAAAGGAAAAGGCCCUGUCUCCUAAAGCUGAGUCUGCUGAACCAGGUAAUUGGAAUGAAAUAUGAUCAAAUAAAUAUUAAAGUAGCCACACAAAG